AUGGAUUCAGCACCCUUCACUAGCAAAUACUGGUCACGUUGCACAUCAAUUUGGGCUGCGGACACGGCAUACAGUGUUUGCAAAAUAAUAUAUUUCUAUAUGGCAACAUCAAGAUGGAUUAGGCAUUUAAGCUUAUUCUUGGAAUGGACAGGUCAUGGUGUUCUAUGGAUAGGAUUUGUUUUAAUUUGGCUUAUUACAUUGUUAAUUGAUAAUGCGCAUGGCAUUAGAUCAUAUUCAGCUUUGGGAAAAAUAUGGAAUUGGAGAAAUCCUUCUAUUGAACAACAAUCUAGCAUUGUAAUCAAUGAAAAAAUUGCUAAACCAUUCUGUUUACUUAUUGCCUUAUUAUUCGAUGCAAUAAUGGUCGGUUUAAUUAAAUCUAUAUUUCAACGUCAAAGACCUAAAGAUAAUAAUGAUUCAGAUAUGUUACUCACUAUUAGUAUUGAUGCUUGGUCGUUCCCUUCUGGUCAUGCUAGUCGAUCAACAAUGUUAUUCUUUUUAAUUUCUCAUCUUUGGCUAUCUGCAUCUGCAUUAUGGUUAACAUUGUUAUUAUUUUGGAAUUUAAUUGUGUGUUAUUCACGUUAUGCAAUGCAUCGUCAUCAUUUUAUUGAUAUUCUAGCCGGUUAUGCAUUAGGUUAUAUAGAAUAUUGGUUAAUUAUACAAUUGAAUGAUAAAUAA
Schistosoma rodhaini is the source of this 675-nucleotide messenger RNA. The record is from the annotation of a GenBank genome assembly. NCBI's taxonomy places the organism in Eukaryota, Metazoa, Platyhelminthes, Trematoda, Strigeidida, Schistosomatidae.